Molecule: messenger RNA, 1614 nt
Organism: Moesziomyces antarcticus
Lineage: Eukaryota; Fungi; Basidiomycota; Ustilaginomycetes; Ustilaginales; Ustilaginaceae
Exons: 2
Coding region: 1-1614 (537 amino acids)
Molecular function (GO): metal ion binding; acid phosphatase activity
Source: RefSeq, a predicted model, not a curated record
AUGUUGGCUGGUAUCCGCUCGCUCUGUGCUGUGCUUGCGGGAGCCUUGACGUUGGGUGGUGUGGGUGUUCUUGCCCUCGUCCCGGCGUUCAAGCCCGCGCUGCCGCCGACGCUGCCACCCGUGCCCGCCAACCUCCCGAGCGCGCCUGCCAACACUGGUGCGCAUGGAGCCGUGCCUUCCUUGCCUGCCGGCAUCUCCGCGCUCCCUGCGCCGCCCCAGUGGGCGGACGCGAGGCUGGACGACUACCGCCCGUCAAAGGUGCGGCUUGCGUACCGCGGCGAUACGGGCAUGGCGGUGUCGUGGUCGACGCAUCGCCAGCUGCCCGUGCCCGCGGUGCUGUACGGCAAGACACCUGCAGCGCUCACGAGCAUCGCGACGUCGACCGACUCGGUGACGUACAAUACCAGCUCCUACUACUCGAACCACGUCGUCUUGGACCAACUCGAGCCGGGCACCAAGUACUACUACCUGCCCAUCCUUGGCGAUCCGCUCCGCGAUGUGCGAUCCUUCACCACCGCCAAGCCGCGCGGCGAUGAGACGCCGUACGCCAUCGCAGUCGUCGCCGAUCUGGGCACCAUGGGCUCGCUGGGCCUGUCGGACCACGUGCCUCCCGGCGCGGCCAACCCGCUGCGUACGGGCGAAGUGACGACGAUCCAGCGACUCGGCAUGGACAAGAGCCGGUUCGACCACAUCUUGCACGUCGGCGACAUCGCCUACGCCGACUACUGGCUCAAGGAGGUGGUGCUGGGCUACAUCAACGGCACCAUCGCCGCCGGCCCCGAGCUGUACGAGCAGAUCAACGAGGAGUUCUACGACGAGAUGAACGACAUCACCUCGUCGCUACCCUACCACGUGGCAGCGGGCAACCAUGAUAGCAACUGCGAUAAUUCGGGCUACAAGAACUACACCGAGGCCAUCUGUCCGCCUGCGCUGACCGGCUUUAUUGGAUACAACCAGCACUGGAACAUGCCCUCGUCGGUCUCGGGCGGGUUCAAGAACAUGUGGUACUCGUACGACGUCGGCAUGGUGCACUACGUUGUCUUUGACACCGAGACCGAUCUGGGAGAGGGUCUGGUGGGUCCCGAAGACGUGGGAGGUGCUUCUCAUGCUACCGACGGCCCGCUGGCGACGCCGUCGAAUGCGCAGCUGGAUUUCCUCAAAAAGGACCUGGCAGCCGUCGACCGUUCCAAGACUCCGUGGGUCGUUGCUGCGGGUCACAGGCCGUGGUACAUGGCUGCCAAAGCCUCGUCGCUGUGCACCGUGUGUCAGACGGCGUUUGAGCAGCUCUUCAACGAUGCCGGCGUCGACCUCGUGCUGAGUGGACACCAGCACAAUAUGCAGCGCUCCGGCCCUCUGGGACCCAAGGGCGCCAUCGACGCCAACGGACUUAACAACCCCAAAGCGCCGCUCUACAUCACCACGGGCGCCGCUGGCCACUUUGACGGCCUCGACGCCGCCGUGUCGCCGUACCCGGCCUACUCGCACUUUGUCAACGACACCCUCUACGGCUUCUCCACCGUAGCAUUCCACAACCGCACCCACCUGACGCACGAGUUUGUCAGCUCCGCCACAGGCGCGGUGCUCGACUCGGCUACGCUGUACAAGCAGCAUUGA